Molecule: messenger RNA, 2007 nt
Organism: Maudiozyma barnettii
Lineage: Eukaryota; Fungi; Ascomycota; Saccharomycetes; Saccharomycetales; Saccharomycetaceae
Gene: RIM20
Product: Rim20p
Exons: 1
Coding region: 1-2007 (668 amino acids)
Cellular component (GO): endosome
Molecular function (GO): protein binding
Source: RefSeq, a predicted model, not a curated record
AUGGAGUUACUAGGAAUACCUUUCAAGAGGACAUUUCAAUUUAAUCUAGGUGAAAAACUUAGUGAACUCAUUGAUUCAACAUUUUACCAAACAUCCGAUACAUUUCGAAUUGAUUUGAACGAGAUAUCACAAUUAAGAGAUGAUGUUGCCUCGAACACUAAUAUUUCGUUGUCGCAAUUGGAAUUGUUAUACAAAUACUAUUCUGUAUUGAUUCAACUGCAGAAGAAAUUCCCAGAUGACCAAAUUUCAUUUGCAUGGUGUCAAACUCUCUCUACGAAAUCAAAUACUAAAGAACUCAAGUCUUUAGAAUGGGAGAUAUCUAAUGUUAUAUAUACUCUAGGUUCUAUGUACAGUUUGUUAGCUCGUGGAAUCGAUAUAUCCCUGGACAACUUGAAUACUAAAUACAAAUAUUAUCAAACCGCAGCAACUCUAUUUCAUGAUGUAUCACAACAAAAUCAACAUACUGCUGCUGUGGAUAAGGACACUGCAGAUGCAUUAUGGCAUUUAAUGCUAGCGCAAGGCAUGGAAUGUUUUUGGUUGAAGGCAAUGAAAAAAGAAAAUAUUAAAGACUCGAUGCUUGCUAAAUUAUCAUCUCAAGUAAGGGUAUUCUACGAUAAGACAUUAUUUUCUGCAAAUAGAAGUCCCCUCAUUAAUUCUCAUUGGAUUGACCAUAUCAAGGGGAAAAUUAAAUAUUUUGAAGCUGUCACAUAUUAUCGAAUGUCAUUAGUUUUACAAGAAGCUCAAAAAUGGGGUGAGAUGGUUAGAAUUUUGUCUCAUUGUGUCGACUUGUUAUCUACUUGCAACUUAGAUACAGCAAAACAAUUUAUUGAAAUAGUUAGAGUGUUAUUAAAGGAUACUGCGAAGGAUAAUGAUUUUAUAUAUUUACAAGUUGUACCUGAAACGGUACCUCAAAUGGUAAAGCCGAUAAAUAUGAUUGAAUUAUUAGAUUUUUACAAAGUUAUGAAUGACGGAAUACAGCAAUGGUCUGGCAUUCGAUAUUUCAAGACUUUAUUACCAUUAGAAUUGAUCGAUACUUGUAAUGCUUAUAGUGAAAGACAAACGCAAUACGUUAUGGAGCGUAUAAUUCAGCCAAUUCAAACUUUGAACAAACAAUUAGAAGAUAAAAGGACGAAUGUUGAAAAUUCCAGAAAUUUAACUGUGGUACUUAUAGAAAUGAAAGAUAUUACUAGUCUUGAAGCUUCCUUAAACAAUUUAAUUUCUGUGUAUGAAUCCAUUAACAGCAAACUUUCACUAAUGAAACAAACCUUAGAGGACGAGGCUGAAAGUGAUGCGACAUUACGUGCCACUCAUGGUUCAUUGCGUUGGACUUUACCAGUGUCAAAUGAAGUCAAUUGUGAGCUAUAUUCCAAAUUAAGCCAGAUAAAAGAAUAUCUUGAACAGGGGCAUAAAACAGAUAAUGAAACUAGAGAAGUACUUGAUAUGAUUGAUCGUGAUCUAUUAACGACCAACGAAAAUGAUUAUUUGAAGACAUCAAUGAGCAAGAAGAAUGAAGAUCCAUUAAUGAAAGAAAUAGGUGAUGUAGAAAAAAGUAGAGAUAUAUUUUUAAUGAAAACUCGAGAAAAGAUGACAACAAAUACAGUAUUAUUGAAGAUGAUCAAAGCAUACCGAUCUAAUGGUGAAGUUGUUGAUCAAAGCAAAUUGGAGACUCAGUUUCAAGAACAUUUAACUAUAUUUCAGAAAGAUCUUUCAAGGGUCUAUGAGGAAAAACAAAUCAAUGAAAAGCUAUUUGAACAAUUAGAAAUUUACUCGACGAGGUCUAAGUCAGAGGGGUCGAUGAAACGUCUUACUGCAAAAGAUUUGUACAACGAAGAGUUUAAUUAUUCGAUGGGAUUAUUAAGACAAGUACGAGAGAGUAUCAACAAUGGAACUCAAUUUUAUAAUGACCUAGUUACUUCUACGAAUAUGUUGCUAGCAGAGACAGAACAAUUUAGCGAUGAACGUAAAGUUGCUAAACGAACAUUGGAUACGCAAUUGUUGACUAUUUAA